Messenger RNA from Nymphaea colorata (pocket water lily), 2273 nucleotides. Its product is annotated as alpha-galactosidase 3. NCBI's taxonomy places the organism in Eukaryota, Viridiplantae, Streptophyta, Magnoliopsida, Nymphaeales, Nymphaeaceae. The record is from RefSeq and is a predicted model, not a curated record. The coding region runs from base 809 to 2104 and encodes 431 amino acids. Gene Ontology annotation, biological process: carbohydrate metabolic process. Gene Ontology annotation, molecular function: hydrolase activity, hydrolyzing O-glycosyl compounds. The transcript is spliced from 15 exons.
GCGACGGGCAUUAUUAUCGUCUUUCUACCUGCCCGACUUGCAAAGAAAGUCGUUCGCAAUUGAAAACAUGAAACUCUUCACAAUACGUUGGUGUUUGAUGCGCCAAAAAUGAGGACUUCUAUCGAGAAGAGGCUGACAUCAGAUUAUCAGAAGGCGUUUGAUUGCAUGUCAUCUAUAUUAUGAUAUUUAAACUUGCAAUUUCUGUUUCUUUUCCUCCCUAAUUCUUGUUGGGACGUUAGUAACGUUCUGUAGUACAACUUCUGUUAAAAAUGAUGUUCUCUUUAUUACAACUUUUUUGGUUUUUCAUAACGACCGCGGUAGAUCCUCGGUUUUUUUCUUUAUUUUUAUACUUGUUCGUUUACCAACAAGUUUGUUCGUCUUUCAAUAAAUAAAGCGAGACGGAGUUCCUGUCACUCCCUGUAAAUCUAAGUGCGAUCCUUUUUCCGUCGUAAAAACUUCUUCACCGGGUGCCCCACAGCCUGCUACAACCUCUCACCCUUUUGGAUUCUUCGAUAAAGAGAGCCACGGUCUCUUCGACGGAAUUUAUCAUCUGGCAGCAAACUCUGGGAAUCAAGAGUUAGGGUGGCGUUUCCAGAAACACUAACCGGAAUAAUGAGAAGUUGAUGAGGCAACAUGGUGGUUUGGUUUGAAGCACACGCCACCAGUCGUUCUCCAUCGCCUUAAGUCAAAGAGCUUCAAGGUCGAAGCAACAACCCAAAUGUAUUCCUGGGCUUAGUCACUACCACCUUGCCGUAUAUAGACCUUCAACUGGACAAUUCGCAAAAGGAUAGAAAGGGGGAGAAGGAAGAUGUCGCCUCAUGUAUCUUUGUCCCUUCUUCUUCUUUUCGUAUCUGCAUUCUCUUAUUACUGUAUUGCUGUCCCCGUGGUGCCCUUGUUGGAGAGUGGUGAGAAUUCUCAAGCACCCAAAUCAAGAACCAACGUCUUUGAUAAUUCCAAGUACGGCAUAUUGCAGCUCGACAAUGGGUUGGCAAGAACUCCUCAGAUGGGGUGGAAUAGUUGGAAUUUCUUUGCCUGUGACAUAAACGAGAAGGUUAUCAAAGAAACAGCUGAUGCACUCAUCUCAACUGGAUUGGCUGAUUUGGGCUAUGUUUAUGUGAAUAUAGAUGAUUGCUGGUCUUCUAAAUUGCGAAAUUUAAAGGGCGAACUGGUACCAAAUCGAAGGACAUUUCCUUCUGGAAUCAAGGCACUGGCUGACUAUAUACAUGAAAGGGGUCUGAAGCUUGGUAUCUAUUCUGAUGCUGGGAUCUUUACAUGCCAAGUUCGGCCAGGAUCCCUUUUCCAUGAAACUGAGGAUGCAACUACAUUUGCUUUUUGGGGCGUUGAUUACUUGAAGUAUGAUAACUGUUACAAUUUGGGGAUCAAGCCCCAAAAACGUUAUCCACCGAUGCGAGAUGCAUUAAAUGCUACUGGUCGCACCAUUUUCUAUUCACUUUGUGAAUGGGGUGUUGAGGAUCCUGCCCUCUGGGCAGGUGGUGUUGGAAAUAGUUGGCGGACAACUGAUGAUAUCACCGAUUCUUGGAUUAGUAUGACAACAAUUGCCGAUCUCAAUGAUAAAUGGGCUGCAUAUGCUGGACCUGGUGGAUGGAAUGAUCCAGACAUGCUUGAGGUUGGCAAUGGAGGGAUGACUUACCAAGAGUACCGUUCACAUUUUAGUAUAUGGGCCUUGAUGAAGGCUCCUUUACUAAUUGGUUGUGAUGUAAGGAAUAUGACUGCAGAGACAUUGGAAAUCUUGAGCAAUAGGGAGGUUAUUGAUGUAAACCAAGAUUCUCUUGGUGUUCAGGGUAGGAAGGUUUCAACAGCUGGCAGCAGUGGGUGCAGCCAGGUUUGGGCAGGUCCACUGUCUGGAGAGCGCUUGGUUGUAGCCCUGUGGAAUCGAUGUGACAACAGCACAGCCAUCACUGUUGAAUGGGAGACUAUUGGCCUAGAAAAUACAACUGUUGUUUCAAUCAGAGAUCUCUGGCAGCAUCAGGAUUUAUCAGAAAAUGCAGCCGGUUCUUUCAGUGCGACAGUGGAGUCUCAUGCUUGUGAAAUGUAUAUAUUUUCACCUUCUUCGGUCAGUCACACCAUGAUAGAACAAGUGUAAUCGCUUUAGAACCUCAACGUGUAAACUGUAUUUCUAGAAUAUCAAUCUGUUAAUAGUAAUGUAAGCAGAACAGUCUCCUGGUAUCUGCUAUUGUCAAUACUGCACAAAAAUGUAUCGCAGUUCCUGUUGUCCUUCCCAAAUCUUUUAAAGCAUUGUCCGUUUUCUUGUG